Emericellopsis cladophorae is the source of this 1818-nucleotide messenger RNA. Its product is annotated as meiotic cohesin rec8. The record is from RefSeq and is a predicted model, not a curated record. Bases 1 to 1818 code for a protein of 605 amino acids. Gene Ontology annotation, cellular component: cohesin complex; synaptonemal complex. Gene Ontology annotation, molecular function: protein binding; chromatin binding. Gene Ontology annotation, biological process: replication-born double-strand break repair via sister chromatid exchange; synaptonemal complex assembly; mitotic sister chromatid cohesion. The transcript has 5 exons. NCBI's taxonomy places the organism in Eukaryota, Fungi, Ascomycota, Sordariomycetes, Hypocreales, Bionectriaceae.
AUGUUUUACAGCCAUGAGAUCCUCACGAACCCCCUUUAUGGCGUGUCCACAAUAUGGAUGGUAGCCACAGUAGGCAAGUCCAACACUCGCAGCAGCAAGGUCAACCGCAAGUCCAUUCAAGGAGUCAACGUUCCCAAAGCCUGCAAGACGAUCAUCGAGCCAGGAGCGCCACUUGCUCUGCGUCUGCAGGGCAACCUGCUUUAUGGCGUAUCCCGCGUCUUCUCGCAGCAGUGCGGCUAUGUCCUCUCGGACUGCGAGAGGACUCAGACAGAAAUGCUGUCCUAUUUCGGCGCAAUGAACCAGAGUGAGCUUGACCCCAAAGCGGGGCAAACAAAGCGCCAGAACAUUGUCAUGGCCGAUGAUCCAAACUUUGACCCCGUUGCGUCCAUUCUCCAAUUCGACAUGAAACUAUUCUGGGAUGCAGACCAGAUCUUCGGGACUCAAGACGAUACUCAGAAGCUGUCCAACGUGACGCCCUUGGGGAGCCAGGACAUGAGCUUCAGGCUGCCUGCUUCAUCUCACUCGGGUAGUUAUCUCCUUCCACCUGAUCUCGGCUUCGACACGCCACUCAACGGUGCACACUUGCCCUCGCAUCGCAUCGACGAAGACCUUGAUCCGUUUGGCGGCUCUGGACUCGAGAUUGAUGAGAACGGCAACGUUCUUGGCUUCAUAGAAAACACUCGCGCUGAGCUGCCACCUCUCCAUCGGAUGGGGGAAGACGAAGCGAACAACAUGCACCAUCAGCUCCUUGACGCCGACGCAGACUUUCAGAUGACAAAAGAUCGAGGCGAGCCCAACGUGCUCAUCAUGGGAGAGCAGCCUCUCCCUUCAGAUGCAGAAGCCUUCCCGGCGGCCACCAAAUCGAACAAGCGUCCCAACUCUGCUCUCCCUCCAAGUUCGGAACUUGAUCGUCUAUCGAACGCUCCACUCAACAAACGCCGCCACGCCAAGAGACCCAAGAAAAUGCCUACGCUGUGGGACGACGAGACCCAGAUCUCGCGUAUCGAUCUCAAGUCCUGGCAGACGGACUACCUCGCCCGCAUGGAAGCUGAGCGUACAGAGGAGGCCAUCAAGCGUCUUCGUCGCGGACCGACCGCGGCACAGUCCAAAGCAUAUGCAGAGCACCUGGUCUGGGGCCGCGGCCUGUUCGACUGCGGCGUGGCCCUGUAUCCUGAACUCGACGGACCAAACGGCGAGUCUCCCCGGAACGUGCGCCAGAACACUCAAGACGACGAUGAUGUUGAGACAGGGCCUCCGCGCAACGAAGACGCCAUCGAGAAAGGCAUGGAGCAUCCUCCUUCCAUGGGCGAUCAGCACUCCUCCAUGGUGGCGCCCUGGUCCCGUCCCGGCUCCGCCGUGCCCCCAGGCUCGAGCAUCCGUGGCUCAGCGCAGAAACGACCUCUGAGUCGUCCUGUCAGCCGUACAGGCAGCGCCAUUGCGCCCAUUGAGCGCCACUCUGUUCCUCACCUGCCGAGCGAAGACUUUGGCGGCUUUGGGUCUCUGCCAGCUGCGUUCUCCGACCCGCAUGAAGACAUUGAGCUCAAUGGUGAGUCUCGGCCGGCCAAUUUUGUUGACGCCAAUGUGCUCGACUGGGUCAAGACCACAGCCGCCGCGCACACGCCCGAUUCGCGUGGUCGACAGUGGUUCGAUUUUGAAGAGGCCAUCAACUCCCAGAAGCAGGCGUCCAAGCAGGUGGCGGCCGAGGCGUUCCUCAACAUCCUGACGUUGGCCACGCGGGCGAAGAUCGAGGUGCAGCAGAAGGGUGUCGAAGAAAUGGAACUGUUUGGCGCCAUCCACGUUGGAGUCGCGAUGGGAUAA